AUGACUCAAAAAUUCGAUAUCGAGGUCGGAGGACGAUUAAUGUCGUUCGAGACCGGAAACCUCGCGCCACAGGCCGGAGGAGCGGUGACACUUCGCUACGGCGACCUUGUCUUGCUCGCUACGGCGACCGCGAGCAAAACUCCGCGUCAGGGCGUCGAUUUCCUGCCUUUGACGGUGGAUGUCGCUGAAAAAGCGUAUGCGGCUGGGAAAAUGCCCGGUGGUUUCUUCAAGCGCGAAGGGCGACCAAGUUCGGAAGCGAUUUUGGCCGCUCGAUUGUGUGACCGCCCGCUACGUCCGCUGUUUCCCAAAAACUUCCACAACGAGACACAGAUCAUCAUUACGAUACUGGCGGCAGACGAGGUAAAUCCCCACUCAACGUUGGGAAUCGUCGGCGCGUCGGCAGCACUGGCAAUCUCGGACAUCCCGUUCGACGACCCUGUCGGGGCGUGCAUCAUCGGCUACAUCGGCGGUGAACUCGUGGUCAACCCGACCUACGAGGAACUCGAGAAGUCCGCGCUUGAAUUGACGGUUGCAGGAACCUCGGACGCCAUCAUGAUGGUUGAAGCUGGCGCGAAAUUCGUCUCGGAGGAGGUAAUCCUCGAGGCGUUGAAGUUAGCUCAAGAAGUUAACGGCGAAAUCGUUUCCCACAUUAGAGACAUCCAAGCGGAAAUCGGCAAGACGAAGUGGGCAGCACCCGAAGCGACCGACGAAGAACUCGCAGCUCAGGCAGCGACGAGGGAGCGCAUAGGCAACUCAAUUGUUGAAGCACUCAAUCUCGGCGGAGGCAAGGAAGCACGCGAAGAAGCCGUCAAGCAGAUCAUGUCCGACGCUAAGGCGGAACUGACAUCGGGCGAAGACGCGUUUGACGCCUUGCAUGUUCAGUCCGAGUUGUAUUCCUUGGAAAAGGAAGCGGUACGCCAGGGAAUCUUGGAAGAAGACCGCCGUCCCGACGGACGAAAUCUAGAAGACUUGCGACCCCUCGACUCCAUGGUCGGCUACCUCCCGCGUGUGCACGGCUCUAGCGUCUUCCAGCGAGGCGAAACCCAAGUUCUUGGCGUGUUGACGUUGGCCUCGGCCGCGGACGCGCAACGCCUUGACAACCUUUCGCCGACUACGACUAAGCGGUUCAUGCACCACUACAACUUCCCGCCCUACUCGACUGGCGAAGCCGGAAGAUUCGGUUUCACGGGACGACGCGAGGCUCUUUUGGCGUUGAUGGACGGCGGUGUGCCGAUAUCCGCGCCCGUCGCCGGCAUCGCUAUGGGGCUCAUCACUGGUGAAAACGGUGUCGCCAAGGUCCUCACAGACAUCCAAGGCGCGGAAGACCACGCCGGUGAUAUGGACUUCAAAGUAGCGGGAAGCCGAGACGGCAUCACCGCGUUACAGAUGGACAUCAAGGUCAAAGGCAUCACUUACGAAAUCAUGUCCGAGGCACUUGAGCAAGCUCGAAACGCCCGACUCCAGAUCCUCGAGCACAUGGAGCAGACCAUCGCUGCACCUCGAACUGAUCUGCGUGACGGUGCUCCAAGAAUGACGACGAUCAAGGUUCCGACCGACAAAAUCGGUAUGGUCAUUGGCCCAGGCGGUUCCAACGUUCGCGGAAUCCAGGAAGAGUUCGGCGUCAGCGUCGACAUUCAGGACGACGGCAGCGUCACCAUUGGUGGCUCACAAACGGACAAGGUUCAGGGUGCCAUCGAAAGCAUUCGCACGAUGACAAAAGGUGUUGAACUCGGAGAACUGUACAAAGGCAAGGUCGUCAAGAUCAUGGAUUUCGGUUGCUUUGUCAACCUGAUCCCCGGAAAAGACGGCAUGGUUCACAUCAGCGAACUGUCCGACACCCGUGUCCCCGACGUCCAAUCAGUGGCCAAUGAAGGCGACGAAUUGGAUGUCAUGGUAGUGAACGUUGACCCGAAUGGUCGCGUUGACCUGUCCGUACGAGCGGUCAUCGAAGAACGCAGCCAUGGCGAUCACGAUCGAGCACUCGAAGAAGCAGUUGGACGACGCCGACCAAGUAAUCGUGGCGGGCGCGGCGGUUCCGACCGUGGCGGCCGUAGCGGCGGUGGCGGUGGUGGCCGCUUCGACCGUGGCGGCGGCGGCGGCGGCGGCGGACGCGACAACUUUGAUCGCGGCGGCCGGCGAGACGGCGGCUUCGGCGGUGGCGGUUCCGACCGCGGCGGCCGGGGUGGCGGUGGCGGCGGUGGUCGAUUCGACCGCGGCGGCGACCGACGCGACGACUCCGAUCGCGGCGGCCGGCGAGACGGCGGCUUCGGCGGUGGUGGCCGACGCGGUGGCGGCGGCCGGCGAGACGACUUCGGCGACGGUGGCGCAAGGCCGCGACGUCGCAUGAUCUCGCGCGACUGA
Geodia barretti is the source of this 2361-nucleotide messenger RNA. The record is from the annotation of a GenBank genome assembly. NCBI's taxonomy places the organism in Eukaryota, Metazoa, Porifera, Demospongiae, Tetractinellida, Geodiidae.